AUGGCCGAGCUGCUGUUCGCCCCCGCCGUGGCCGGCCUCGUCCACCUGCCGGAGGUGCUCGAGCGCCUCGCCGCCGCGGACGCCGACCACCGCGACCACGCCCACCACCACACCGCCCACGGGCACGGGCACGGCCACCCCCGCGCGCAGAUCGGGGGCGUGGGCGGCGGCGCGCCCGUGGACAUCGUGGAGACCCCCGCCGAGUACGCCUUCCUGCUCGACGUCCCCGGCCUCUCCAAGUCCGACAUCCAGGUGACUCUGGAGGAGGACAACGUGCUGGUGAUGAAGAGCGCCAGCAACGGCGGCGGCGGCGCCAACGGGAAACGGAAGCGGGAGGAGGAGGAGGCGGACUGCCGCUACAUCCGGCUGGAGCGCCGCGCGUCGCCGCGGUCGUUCGUGCGCAAGUUCCGGCUGCCGGAGGACGCGGAUGCGGGCGCCGUGGUCGCGCGCUGCGAGAACGGCGUGCUCACCGUCACCGUCAAGAAGCAGCCGCCGCCGGAGAAGAAGACCAAGUCCGUCCAGGUCGCCAUCGCCUGA
Triticum turgidum subsp. durum (durum wheat) is the source of this 537-nucleotide messenger RNA. The record is from the annotation of a GenBank genome assembly. NCBI's taxonomy places the organism in Eukaryota, Viridiplantae, Streptophyta, Magnoliopsida, Poales, Poaceae.